AGGAGGAUUUAAAGGGUCACGUGAAAGGAGUAAGGCUGUUGUCACAUGGGUUGUGUUUCUUUCCCGGUAAGGAGGUGUUGAGAAGUUUUGAGUGAGAAGUUGAACAAUUAUUUAUUAAAUCCUCAAAAACCGAAGGGGGCAAACUACAUCCGUAUUGGGCUGAAAAUAUGGAAAUUCCUGCCAUAAACCUCAAGGCCAUAGUACUGGUGCACUGGCUUCUGACCGUCUGGGGCUGCAUGGCCUGGCUGCCCCCCUCUUAUGCCUGGGGUAACUUCAGUGUCCUGGCUGUGGGUGUGUGGGCCAUCGCUCAGAGGGACUCCAUUGAUGCUGUACUUAUGUUUCUGAUUGGUAUUGCAGUGACGAUACUGACAGACAUCAUCCAUUUUGGGAUCUACUAUCCGCUGCCUGAGGGUCUAUCUGAGAUGAACAGGGACACAUUCCGCUUCAGUGCGGGCAUGGCAAUCCUGGGCCUGGUACUCAAACCUGUCUCCUGCUUCAUCAUCUACCAAAUGUACAGAGAGCGCGGAGGAGAUUACAACGUCAACUUUGGCUUCCCCAGUGUAACACGAAACAGAGAUGCUUACCAGUCCAUUGACCAGCAGGACCAGACAGCCAGCUCAGCCAACCCCUUCAACCAGGCCAGGGAUACCAAGCCUGGAGCAGCAAACUCCUCCUGAGAGCCAGCACAGCACUCACUUUAUUCUCUUGGACAUGCAUGGUUUCAUGAAGGAAUCCAUAAUGUUUUUGUUAAAUUGUGUUUUUUCAAAGCCAAUUCUGUCUUCAUUUCAUAUGGGUAUCUGUGAACUGUAAGAGUCCUUUGUCUAUUAUUCUGUGCUUCAUUCAAUUCCUUACCAAUAAUGUCUUGAUCUAAAUACACACUCUGACAUGUUCAGUAUGCUUGAUGCUCAGGGUAAUGUCACAUACACUGGCAUAUGGAGAGAACUUGAAAUACCCCAGUCACUGCACAACAGUAAAAUGAGAGCUGUGAUUACAUUUGAUAUGUUAUGGUACGCAAUCACUAACCACGUUUCCAUCCACAGUUUUUAUGUGAGGAAAGUCCUACGAAAACAAAGUUUCGUUACAAUUUUCUAAAAGACAAAAGAUAAUUUGCUCUUUCUACACUAACUAGGUUUCCAUCCAAUUAGCGACAGAUUUUCUAGCGAGUAUUCCAAAAUCUGCAUAAAGAAAAUCUGUGCAUUUUCCCACCAGUGGUGUUCCCACCAAAUGGACUUUGGUGGAAAAUAAAAAUCAGUGAGUGAUGA
Molecule: messenger RNA, 1262 nt
Organism: Salmo salar (Atlantic salmon)
Lineage: Eukaryota; Metazoa; Chordata; Actinopteri; Salmoniformes; Salmonidae
Gene: atrap
Product: Type-1 angiotensin II receptor-associated protein-like
Biological process (GO): angiotensin-activated signaling pathway; regulation of blood pressure
Cellular component (GO): plasma membrane
Source: RefSeq, a predicted model, not a curated record